This is a messenger RNA of Cylicocyclus nassatus, 429 nucleotides long. NCBI's taxonomy places the organism in Eukaryota, Metazoa, Nematoda, Chromadorea, Rhabditida, Strongylidae. The record is from the annotation of a GenBank genome assembly.
AUGACGGAGUUUCGACGACUGGCUUGCUGUGUAACUCGUCCUUGGAAUUCGAGGAGCUGCUCAGUGCUUAAUAAAAGCUUUGUAAAUACACGAUCUGUCAUAAGAGAUGACGAGUUGUUAGAAAUGGAUUCACCGCAAAUAAGGGAACCUUUGCUAAAUAUGACGCAUGAUCCUAUUGUAAACUCUGUGUCUGCACAAGCAUGGUCUCGACAGGAGCUCACUCGGUUGCGACCAACGGGCAAUAGUGCGAAGAUCAUCAAGGAAGACCAAGUGGACUUUGUCGAUGCGGAUAUUGAAAUGGGUGCUGUAAAAAAGAAGUCGGCCGCCUUUCAGAGUUUUUUGCAAAUUCAUUCCCUGUGGUCUCUGCGAGUAUUCUAUGCAUUUUCCAUAGAAAAGCCAAACUUAUUAUUGGCUUUCCAGCCUUCGUAA